UGGGCAAAAUGUUGCAAGCACAUAUCAAACUCUGGAGUUGGGGAUUUUAGUAAACCGCUACUUGAUUAAUGAACCGCUACUUGAAGUAGCGGUUUACACAAAAUAUAUAUUUUUUUUUUGUAAACCGCUACUUCAAGUAGCGGUUUUACUUAAGUUGAAAAAAAAAUAAUUCUUGCGUGCCGUCCUACGUGGACGGUACAGGGAUUUUUUUUUUGGGGGCAUAUUUUGGGAAUUAAAACCCACUUUUGCAUUAUUCAAGGAAAAAAUUUUUUUUUUUUUUUUGAGGGGGAAAAAAUUCCUUUUUAAUGGUAUGACAUCCUCAUAAAUUCUAAUUUAUAUACUUACACGAGACCAAAGAUUAAUUUAUGACAAAGAUAAGAGAAUAAAUUGUUAAAUGUGUUGUAGUAGUUCACUCCUUAACCCCAAAAAUAAAAGAAAUCAACCACCUAUUUUGGCAUGAUAUUUGGUUGGGCCACCCCCUGAAGAUAAGCUUUCCUCGCUUAUUUUCUAUUGCACCCCUCCCCUUUGCAAACAUUGCUUCGUUGGGCUUUUGGUGCGGCCCAGUUUGGAAUUGGAAUUUUGCAUGGAGUAGGCCUUUUAGGCCAAGGGACGUUGAUGAAUGGGGAAAUCUGCAAGCCCUUUUAAAGGAGGUAUGCCUAUCAUCCUCAAGUGAAGACUCGCUAGUGUGGACCCCCAGCAAAAUUGGUGCGUUUUCAAUCAAAUCAAUCUCCCUAGAAUUAUCAAAGCCUCUGAUUCAGAAGCAACUAGCAAUUGUGGAUGAAGGGUUGGGAAAUCUCUUUCCCUUACUCAAUUGAAGUACUCCAGCAACUAGUGUGUCUAUCUUGGCACUCAACUCCUGCUACGGUAGUUUCCAAGCUCGUGAAUAUUCCCAAGCAAUUGUGGUCCCCUCCUAGUCCGGGGCUUAUUAAAUGGAAUGACGAUGCCUCUGUUAAUGCUGGAAGAUCGAAAUCUGCAAUUGGGGGGGUGCUGCGCAACAGUCAAGGUCUGUUUAUGUGCUUAUUCUCAUCACCCAUCCCCCCUAUGGAGAUCAACUCGGCUGAAAUUUUGGCCAUAUUCCGGGUAGCGCAGAUUUCUAUGGCAUUCGAGCACUUGAGGCAGCAGCAUAUAAUCAUUGAAUAUGAUUCAUCCAACGCUGUCAAGUGGUGUAAUGACAAAGAAGGUGGGCCCUGGAACCUAAACUUUCAGUUAAACUAUAUUAGAAAUGCGUGGAAGGAGUGGAUGAAUUUAUCUAUAGUGCAUAAGGGGAGAAGUUCCAAUGUUGUAGCUGAUGCUCUUGCAAAACAAGGUACUCAACAGAUUAUGGAAUGUUCCAUUUCUGUAUAGCAGAUACAUAGCAUGACUGGAGGGCAGGUAGUGAGCAUGAGCAAUACAAGUUCCUUGAAAAAUGUCUUGCAUCAGCAAAUAGACACAAGCAACCUUGGUUGAUCUUUGCUGGUCAUCGACCUCUCGGAUAUUCGUCUAAUAAAUGGUUUGGAGAGGAGGGGUCAUUUGAAGAGCCAAUGGUAGGGCGUAAAUUAAGUUUUGGUGCAUGGGAUUCCAGAAAAUCUGAUGUCCUUAUAACAUUUAAGGAAUAUGUUCAUAUGGAUAUAUUAAUUUACCUUAAUUUUAAUUGCAUUGUUAUUUAUUUGUACUAUAUCUUGAAUUUAUGAACAAAAAUAUUAGAAAUGAAACUUUUAUCUAUAUGUAAAUGAUUGUCCAUCAAUUUAGGAUGAAAAAAGCCAAUUUUUUUUUUUUUUAAA
Messenger RNA from Beta vulgaris subsp. vulgaris (sugar beet), 1760 nucleotides. RefSeq lists its product as uncharacterized. NCBI's taxonomy places the organism in Eukaryota, Viridiplantae, Streptophyta, Magnoliopsida, Caryophyllales, Amaranthaceae. The record is from RefSeq and is a predicted model, not a curated record. Bases 778 to 1344 code for a protein of 188 amino acids. The transcript is spliced from 2 exons. Gene Ontology annotation, molecular function: RNA-DNA hybrid ribonuclease activity; nucleic acid binding.